Monopterus albus (swamp eel) is the source of this 4894-nucleotide messenger RNA. RefSeq names its product TBC1 domain family member 8B (gene tbc1d8b). The record is from RefSeq and is a predicted model, not a curated record. The transcript is spliced from 21 exons. Bases 181 to 3588 code for a protein of 1135 amino acids. NCBI's taxonomy places the organism in Eukaryota, Metazoa, Chordata, Actinopteri, Synbranchiformes, Synbranchidae. Gene Ontology annotation, molecular function: calcium ion binding.
GCCGUUGGACGCCUGCUUGUAAGAAACUACAAUCCCAUAAUGCAAUGCAAUCUUGGCAGUGUUACUUGUCGACGUGGGAAGUGAGGGCUUCGGACGCAAACAAAUGUCCACGGGUUUGUUAACCUACAGAAAACCGUGACAUGUCAGGUGGAUUUGCUAGGUAACUCCAUGACAUGAAAUAUGUGGCUCAAACCAGAAGAGAUUCUGCUGAAAAACGCGUUUAAAUUAUGGGUCACCGAGAAGGAUAACAAGUAUUUCGUACUGCAAAGGAGGCGAGGUUACGGAGACGGAGGUGGCGGUUUGACAGGCCUCCUUGUGGGAACUCUGGAUACUGUGUUGGACUCGACAUCCAAAGUCGCUCCCUACCGCAUUCUUCACCACACACCAGACUCACAGGUGUACUGGUCAAUAGCAUGUGGUGUCACCAAAGAAGAGAUUGUACAGCACUGGGAUUGGCUGCAACAGAACAUCAUGAGGACACUCGCUGUUUUUGACUCCAGCGAGGACAUCACCAGUUUUGUACAGGGCAAGAUCAGAGGUCUCAUUGCCGAGGAAGGGAAGGCAUCCCUGGUGAUGGAAGACGAUCCUGAGAAGUUCAGAGAAGCGCAUUUGAGAUUUGAGAAGUGGUUUGAACUGCCACCAGAAGAAAAGCUGGUCACGUAUUACUCAUGCAGCUACUGGAAAGGCAAAGUGCCCUGCCAGGGCUGGCUCUACCUCAGCACGAACUUCCUGUGCUUCUAUUCAUACCUGCUGGGAUCUGAGGUGAAAUUGGUCAUCUCCUGGGACGAGAUCUGGAGGUUGGAGAAAACCUCUAACGUUCUUCUGACUGAGAGCAUCCAUGUCUUAGCUCAUGGGGAGGAUCAUUACUUCUCCAUGCUGAUGCACCUCAGUGAAACCUUUGUUAUCAUGGAACAGCUGGCUGAUUACUCCAUCAAGCGCCUUUUUGAUAAAGAGGCCUUCCAGAGAGAGCCAGCACUCUCUGACCCCCUUCAAAUUACUAAGAGAGGUCUAGAAGCACAUGCAAGGAGUGAGCAGUUCCGCACAUUUUUCAGGCUUCCCAGAGAGGAAAACCUGUUAGAGGUGUAUGAGAGCUUCCUGUGGGUGCCCUUCAGCCAUUUCAACACACUUGGCAAAAUCUGUCUAUCUGAGAACUACCUGUGUUUUGCCAGCCAGGAUGGAAGCCAGUGUCAUAUCAUCGUUCCAAUGCGAGAGGUCGUUAAUGUUGAGAAUCCAGACUCCAGCAGCAGGGCUUUAACGGUAUGUGUGCGUGGCAAGACAGCGCUGCGUUUCUCUGAGGUGCGGGACUACCAGCGGCUUGCCAGCACGAUCCGUAGCAGGUGUGGAAUUAGUGCCAGCCCUCAGCACUCUGCUUCAUCAGAGGUCAUACGAGGGGAAUGUCAGUCACUCAUCAACCAUUUUGAGGACAAUCCAGAGGAUGUAACACUGAUGGUGGGACAGAAAGGCAGCAGCAAGGCUGUAAGCACCGAAGCUCUCAUGACUGUUUUCCACCCCCAGGAUGUUGAAAACCUUGACCCCAAAAUGCUUAAAGAAAAGAUGAAGGAGCAGUCUUGGAACAUUCAUUUCUCUGAAUAUGGACGUGGAACGAGUAUGUUCUUUACAAGGAAGACACGAGACCUGAUUGUUCGUGGUGUUCCUGAGGCUUUGAGGGGAGAGCUGUGGAUGCUUUUUUCAGGAGCUGUGAACGACAUGGCCAAUCACCCUGGCUAUUACACUGAGCUGGUUGAACAGUCUCUGGGCACAAGCACUCUGGCUACAGAUGAGAUUGAAAGAGACCUGCACCGCUCUUUGCCAGAGCACCCAGCCUUUCAGAGUGACACAGGAAUCUCAGCACUACGCCGAGUCCUUACUGCCUACGCCUAUAGGAACCCAAAAAUUGGAUACUGCCAGGCCAUGAACAUUCUCACCUCAGUUCUUCUGCUCUACGCAAAAGAAGAAGAGGCUUUCUGGCUCUUAGUCGCUGUCUGUGAGAGGAUGUUGCCAGAUUACUUUAACCGUCGAAUUAUCGGCGCUUUGGUCGACCAGGCUGUAUUUGAGGAUCUGAUUCGAGAAAACCUCCCCCAGCUGGUGGAUCACAUGACUGACCUGAGUUUCUUCUCAUCUGUGUCCUUGUCCUGGUUUCUCACUCUCUUCAUCAGUGUCCUGCCCAUAGAGAGUGCUGUGAAUGUGGUGGACUGUUUCUUCUACGAUGGCAUAAAAGCCAUCCUGCAGCUUGGCCUGGCUGUGCUGGAAUACAACAUGGAAGCUCUGAUCACCUGUCACGACGAUGCAGAGGCCGUCACCAUACUCAGCCGAUUCUUUGACAGUGUGACAAACAAAGACAGCCCUUUGCCUCCAACAGUGCAGCAAGCACCAGUGGGCAAUAGUGAUAAAGCAUCGCACUUUAAUGUGGAUAUCAGUGAACUGAUCCGAGGGGCCUAUGAGAAAUAUGGACAUAUCCGCUCAGAGGAAGUUGAGAAGUCACGGAAAAGAAACAAACUGCAUGUGAUCCAGACACUGGAGGAUACAACCAAACAAAAUGUUAUUCGGGUGGUGUCCCAAGAAGUCAGAUUCAGUUCCUCACAGCUUGAUGAGCUUUAUAAUUUGUUCAAAAGGCAGCAUUUCCUCAGCUGCUACUGGACAAUGCAGAGUCCAGCUCUGCUCCAUCAUGACCCCAGUCUGGCCUAUUUGGAACAGUAUCAGUUAGGUUUCCAGCAGUUCAGUGUGCUCUUCUCUCUGCUGGAGCCCUGGGCUUUCUGCAGCACCAAGAACCCCCUUUGCUUCUGGGUCUUCCGUCUGAUAGAUGAGAACCAGGAUGGCCUUGUCAACUUUAAGGAGUACUGCUGUGCCCUCGAUAUUUUGUACAGUGGAUCUUUCACAAAUAAGCUGAAAUUCCUCUUCAAGCUGCAUCUGCCACCAGCUUUUACAGGUAGCCCUUUGCACUUAAAGGAACAAAGAAUCCAGCACUUUAUUCCACUGAAUGAGGACUCUUCUCACUUGAGUAGACUCUCUGGAUUUGAUCUUCCAGAAGAUGGUGUGAUAAGGAAGAGCCCAGAGAGAGGUAGAGGAAAAGUGGACCUGCAAGCCUACCUGAAGCAGUGGCAAAAUGAAAUACUUAAGAAAGAGGAAACUAUCAAGGACCUACCCCGAAUUAAUCAAACUCAGUUCAUUCAGUUCUCCAAGACCCUGUACAGCAUUUUUCAUGGCGAUCCAAAGGAGGAGUCUCUGUACCAAGCCGUGGCCCAUGUGACCAGCCUUCUACUGAGGAUGGAGGAGGUAGGACGAAGGCUGCAGGAGCCAAGCAGCCCACCUGAGUCCACGAAGCCUGCCAACACUGCUGCUGCAGAGGAGUCUUCUUCAACCGAAGAAGCCUCUACCAGUCCAGAGGGCUCUGACACCUCCAGCUCUCACACCAGUCAGGACGUGGGGGCCGAUCUCUCAGAAACAGAGUGGUCGUUUUCAUUCGAGCAGGUCCUGGCUUCUCUGCUCAACGAGCCAGUCAUAGUCGCCUUCUUUGAAAGGCCUGUUGAUAUUCAGACGAAACUGGGACAAGCUAAGGCUGCCCAGCUGAAGCUAAAAACAAAUAAGUGAAAGGAUACAUAAAGGAACUGAUACUUUGCUUCUGAUUUACACCUAGAGGUCAUAUUGGAGUUCUUUCUCCAUUUGGAUAGGGCAGGGAGUGAGGUUACUGUAGAAGUGACAUCAUAUUUUAAAAUCUGGGAUGCUGCAUGUGUGUGUAUGUGGCUUGGGUGUUCAGGCACGUGAUUAAAUAAAAUGAGGCGCGGACAUUGUAAACACUGUAACAGUCCACUGACCAACACCCUCAGUGCAAAUUUAUUUUUUUUUGGUAAGUGUCAUUGCAGACAUGCUGCAGGCUGUCGUUCCGCACAUCUCAUUAUGCAUUUUUUUAACUUCAUAUUGAAAUCUGUUCUCUCAUUUAGCCUCGGUUUCUUCAGAUUUGAGGCAUAGUUUAGCAUAUUUUCACCUGUAGCACAUAACAGUAUAGUUUUGUAUAGUACUGUCCUCUGUCUAGAAGCAUGACAGAAGAGUUUGUCCUUCCCGCUGUAGUCACUACACCUCUACGACAAAUGAAUUGCUGAAGUCCUCAGGAGGACUCUUUCUGGUUACCAUGAUAUUUUAUUUUUCAGAUUGCAGUCAAUGCUCCAUAAUAAGACAUCCUGUAAAUGCUAAUGUGUUCUGUGACUCCAUUGUUGUGGUAAGCGUACUCUGUAAACAUCAUCUUACUGUGAGAAACACCAGCUUUUUCACUUGAUACAGGCUGAGAAUAAACAGUAGUACACUGAGUGAGGACAAGCAGUAUGUUGUCCCCCAGAAGCCAUAAAUUGAUUCCAGAGAUUACUUGAAUUGGGAAAUGUCUUAUGGAGAGUAAAAAAAAAGAUUCAGUUAUGCCACAGCAUACUCAUCUGUCUUGUACCUCCAACAGCAGCACAUGCAGUAACAAUACUGUGGUGACGUGACUUUAUACUGAAACUAUAAUCUGUAAAGAUAAAGUUUGAGUUUGACAAUGCUGCUGCAGGGAAAUCUCCUGCUUCUGUCUCUAAGAUACUCUAAGAAAUAUGUGUGUGUGAUCCUCACAGUGCAACGGUUUGAUGUCCUGUUUGCUUAUGUCUCUCUAACUGUAUGUCUAUGAUGUUAUGCCCUAGUAUAAGUGCAGAAUUUCUAUUUUACAUAAAUGUCAGCUCAAGUUUUGUUUGGUUAUUGUAUUUAUGAGGCUUGUAUUGACAGUAUAAGAUAUGAGCUAGUGCACUGUUGUGGACACAACUUAAACCUUCUGAAGGACUUUUUGUUUCAUCAAAUCUCAGGGUGCAAUUUAUGUAAAAUAAAAUGGAGAUAAGGGAUAUUUUUCAACCUGGGACAAAUAAAGUAUAUAACUGAA